GCAUGCUUAUUAAAUUUUAUUACAAAUAGCAUCAAAAAGUGUAACAGGUGAAAGAAAAUAUUCUCAAUAUGUUAGCAAUAGAAUAAAGGUUUUUCAUGAUCUAUAGUUCUCGAAAACUGGCUAACAUCUAUCAUGUUGAAACCAAUGUUUUGUAUUUUACUUCUGUCUUGUAUCAUAAUUUCUGUUCUUGGGAACUGCUUCAUCAUUUGUGACGAACCAUGCCCAGAACUGCAUUGCCCAUUUCAUACAACUGCUUUGAGAUAUGGUUGCUCCUGCUGUCGUAGAUGCAUGUAAACCAGCGGUACAUUUUUUCAUACAAUAUGUCUAAGCUUCUCUUCUCUACGUUGCUUCUACUUUUCGUUGCUGGUUCGGUUUUAUGCUGCGAAACUCAAUGUGACAACAUUUCUUGCGAUGAUAUUUAUUGUCCAUCUUUCUUGACGCCUUUGGUGAUAGGAUGUAAUUGUUGUCCAACUUGUGUCAAUGUUAUAAAACCAGGACAUUAUUGCUUCAAUCCUCCAUUUCCUAUGCCUAUUGCACCUCCACCUUUUCCUGAAAAAUGCUAUGAUGGUUAUUACUGUGAUAAGUGGACUCAAACAUGCCAACGCAGUAAAGUAGCUUAAUAAUUUAAGAAAAAGAGUUAUUAAUAAAAUAUAUUGCAAUAUGGUA
Argiope bruennichi is the source of this 666-nucleotide messenger RNA. RefSeq lists its product as uncharacterized. The transcript is spliced from 4 exons. NCBI's taxonomy places the organism in Eukaryota, Metazoa, Arthropoda, Arachnida, Araneae, Araneidae. The coding region runs from base 285 to 620 and encodes 111 amino acids. The record is from RefSeq and is a predicted model, not a curated record.